This is a messenger RNA of Sarcophilus harrisii (Tasmanian devil), 2246 nucleotides long. Its product is annotated as zinc finger protein 501. Gene Ontology annotation, molecular function: RNA polymerase II cis-regulatory region sequence-specific DNA binding; DNA-binding transcription factor activity, RNA polymerase II-specific. The transcript is spliced from 5 exons. Gene Ontology annotation, biological process: regulation of transcription by RNA polymerase II. The record is from RefSeq and is a predicted model, not a curated record. The coding region runs from base 485 to 1981 and encodes 498 amino acids. Lineage: Eukaryota; Metazoa; Chordata; Mammalia; Dasyuromorphia; Dasyuridae.
AAAAAAAUUUAAGUUCUCAAUUUGGAAAAAUAUUUUCAUUAGGAAACAAAAUAAUAGGAACCACAACCCUCUCAGUCUCUCAGUCUCACUUUGCCGAUUGUUUUAUGCUACUGCCCAAGCCUGGUAGAGAGCAGGCUGUGAGCUCUGGCACUGUCAAGAAUUAGGAUCGUUUGAGUAAACGCUUUCCUGUCCUAGGGUCUUAGUUUUGCUCUUUUGUAAAAAUUGAUGGCGUUGGAUGAGAUGACGAAAGCUGACAUUUAUAGAGUAUAUAGAAUAUAGUUAGAUAUUAUUUCUCAUAGCAAGCCCUCUCGGUAAAUAGAUACUGCUAUUAUUCUCGAUUAUCCUGGUGAGGGAAGUGAUCAGAUUUAUUAUUGCUAAGUCUCUAAAGCAGGGUUUGCUAUCGGGUCUCCAAGUCCAGCGUUCCAGAUCUUUAUCACCUUGUGUCUGCUAGAAGGAGGGGAUCGACGCAUGCUAAAAUGAAGAAAUGGCAGCUCUUCAAGCAACAGAGUCCCCUCCUGGCUCGGCUUCUCUCAGCUGUUCAUCAUUUGAGACACAACAUGUUAACAGAAUGGUGUUCCACGAUUUCCAUGAAUCACAAUCCACUCCAUAUGCUCCCAAGGUUCCCACACUUCUUCUUAAGGAAAAUUCAGGAGACCAGGUGAUGGCAGCAGCACCCUUGACAACCAGGUCUCAGGAGUCGGUGAUGUUUGCGGAUAUGGCCAUAUAUCUCACACCAGAGGAGUGGGGGCAAUCUGACCCUACUGAGGGAGCCCUCUACAGGGAUAUGAUGCUGGAGAGCUGUGGAAAUGACGUCUUGUUGGGUGAUGGAUCUGAGACUGAAAACAUGGAGUCUCUUUCAAAUUUGGAAGCUUCUGAAGAUGUUGAAUCAGAAGAGAAGUUAUCAUCUGAAUUCCCAAUAGCUCUUCCCCAAGGACCUGAUUUUGAAGAAGCUCUUAACAGUGAAUUUUAUACAUAUGAUAAGUGUAGGACUGCCUUCCAGUGGGACUCACACCUUAUUCAACAUGAACAAAUUCAAAGGGAAGAAAAACCUUAUGAAUGUAAUGAUUGUGGAAAAGCUUUCAUGAGGAGCUCAGACCUUAUUCGUCAUCAGAGAACACAUAGUGAAGAAAAACCAUAUGAAUGCAGUGAAUGUGGCAAAGCCUUUAGACAGAGUUCAGGUCUUAGUCAACAUCAGAGAAUUCAUAGUGAAGAGAAACCAUAUGAGUGCAAUAUUUGUGGGAAAGCCUUCAGACAGAGUUCAGGCCUUAGUCAGCAUCAGAGAAUUCAUGGUGGGAUAAAACCUUAUGAAUGUACUGAAUGUGGAAAAGCCUUUCGGUGCAACUCAGACCUUUCUAAACACCAGGAAAUUCAUAGUGGAUUAAAACCCUGUGAAUGCAAAGAAUGUGGGAAAGCCUUUAGGAGUACCUCUGACCUCAUUAAACAUCAGAGAAUUCAUAGUGGAGAAAAACCUUAUGAGUGUAAUGAAUGUGGGAAAGCCUUCAUGAGGAACUCCAGCCUUAUAAAGCAUCAGGGAAUCCAUACUGGAGUGAAACCCUAUGAAUGCAGUGAAUGUGGGAAAGCCUUCAGUCAGACUGCAGUCCUUAUUCAACAUCAGAGAAUUCAUAGUGGGGAGAAACCAUAUGAAUGCAAUGAAUGUGGGAGAGCCUUCACCAGGAAAUCAGACCUUAUUGUGCAUCAGAGAAUUCAUACUGGAGAGAAACCCUAUAAAUGUAAUGUAUGUGGAAAAGCCUUCAGCCGAACCUCAGUUCUUAUUGAACAUCAAAGAAUUCAUACAGGAGAGAAACCUUUUGAAUGUAAUGAAUGUAGAAAAGCUUUCAAGAGGAGAUCAGACCUUAUUCAACAUCAGAGAAUUCAUAGGGGAGAAAAGUUUUAUGCAUGUGAUCAGUGUGGAAAAACCUUUACUCAGAGCUCAGGUCUUAUUCAUCAUCAGAGAAUUCACAAUGGAGAGAAUGUUUAUUAAUGUAACGAAUAUGGGAAAGAUUUUACCUGGAGCUCAGUCCUUAUUGAGCAUCAGAUAAAAACCCUGUGAAUGUUAUGAAUGUGAGCAAACUCUUAGCAAAUUUGUGAUUUUGUUCUAUCCUGAUAUAUCACAAUGGAAUUAGCCGUCAGAUUUAUGAAUUUCUGGAAGUAGGAAUCAUGUCUUUGUAACUCAUUUUAUAUAGCAUCAAGUCUAGUGCUACUUGCAGAUUGACUCUUUAAUAAAGAUCUUUUAUAUUAGUGAUUGA